CCUAAAGCCACAGAAAACAAUCCUGUGAGACCCGAGCUAGAUACACACCUGCAGACAGAAUGUCAGAGAAAACACUAGAAAUGGGACAUGCGCCACAGGCAGACUUUCACAUUUUCCAGGAGCCUCACUGAAAAGCGAAAAAGUGAAAGGAAACCGGCGAAGUUGCCUAUAGUAUUUAUCCCCCAAACACCAAAUACCACUUCAACGCCUAACGGACAUAGAAAAUAUCACGGGCGUGUUUUGCUUUUUGUGUUGUUAAACACAGUUCGCCUCCAAGACUUGUAUUUGACACCUGCGGCACACCACAAUUUGCACGAGGUCCAAGUGCACACUGGCCACACAUGGCCAGCGGCUGUGGCACGGGACAGCUCGGCUCUGGAGGGAUUACAGACCCCGCCGGGCGACCCAAACACGCAGGAUCACCAGCAGUCCUGAGCGUGUCAACUCGGAAGCAUGGAGCUCCCCGCCCGCCGCGCCCGAGGGACUCGGAGCCCCGCCGCCCGCGUUCGCCGCUCUCCCGGGACUCGGCCUCCCUGCCGCCCGCGUUCGCCGCUCCCCCGGGACUCGGCCUCCCCGCCGCCCGCGACCGCCCUUCGGAGGACCCACCUGCGGUGUUACGUCCCACCGGCUGGGAGGCGCUCGCGCCUGCCCCGCACCCAGCGUCUGCCGCCCGGUCCCCUCCGCCGCUCAGGAAGAACAGCGCGCACGGCCCGCCCCCGCCGCCCCCGCUCAGCCAGGUCCACUUCCGCUACCGGCCUAGGCCUCCCCGGAAGCGGAGCCGAAGGGGGCGAGGUCUAGAGCUGCGGGUGGGGCGAUCCCCGCCGCCGCGCUCCAUGUUGCCUGGCAACCGGGAACGGGCGUGACUCCGUUGGCCGGGACCAGUGGCUCAAGGACUACGGGCGGAGCUGGCGCAGUGCCGGGAGCGCGGAGCGGGCCCUCGAGACAGAACAACCCCAGGAGGAGAAGCGCGGGCCGUGCGCGCAGGCGUGCGGCGCGGCCUGGGGGCGGGGCCGGUGCGGCCAG
This is a messenger RNA of Suricata suricatta (meerkat), 1023 nucleotides long. Its product is annotated as formin-like protein 5. The coding region runs from base 342 to 863 and encodes 173 amino acids. Lineage: Eukaryota; Metazoa; Chordata; Mammalia; Carnivora; Herpestidae. The record is from RefSeq and is a predicted model, not a curated record. The transcript is spliced from 3 exons.